ACCAUCCAGUCCUGAGUGUGUCUCUGUCUUCACCUCCCUCCUUUUCUUUAACUCUGCUACUGCUCUCCUCAUCUCUCCAGCUCCUCACCUCAUCUGCUGACCUCCAUCUGCAUUUGCAUGCUUCUCAGCCUUCUUCUCCACAAGAGCAAGUCACAUUUUCAAAACAUUUCCCUCUUUAAAAAGCAGUGCAAAAAAUAUUAGAGCAAAAUUACACAUCUCCGUUUGUUGAUAGCACUGCAACUUGAGAGCAAAACCAUGCCACAGCAGCUGUUUCUUCUGCCGGUGGUCUCCAUGUGGCUUUUGUCUGGGUACUUCCUAGCUGAAGCAACAUACUACAACCACCCCUCGUACAAUCGCCAUUUUUACAAUUACCGCAACCGCAUAUUCAACAUGGACAAUCUUCUGCCUCCAGAGGUACCACCAAAGCCCCGCAUCUUUCAUGGGAUCAUGUUUGAUGCCGGCAGCUCCGGCACCCGCAUCCACAUCUACAAGUUCAUUCAGAAGGACAGAACUGGGCUCCCGGUACUUGACAAUGAAAUGUAUAAUGCUGUGAAGCCUGGAUUGUCAGCAUAUAGAGAUAAUCCUGAAGAGGGCGGAGAGACCAUCAGACAGCUUCUGAAGGUGGCUAAAAAGACCAUCCCAAAAGAGGAAUGGUGGCAGACCCCUGUGUUACUGAAAGCUACUGCUGGCCUGCGGAUGAUGCCCGAGGAGAAAGCCCGGGCUCUGCUGGACGAGGUUAAACAAGUAUUUGAUGAAUCUCCUUUCUAUGUGCCAAGCAACAGUGUGACCCUCAUGAAUGGCACAAAUGAAGGAGUGCUGGCCUGGGUUACAGUGAAUUUCCUGACAGGUCAUUUGUAUGCCAAUACCAGGAGAACUGUAGGAAUCCUGGAUCUAGGUGGAGGUUCAACCCAGAUCACAUUUCUCCCAAAAUCCAAGAAAACAGUGGAGAGUGCUCCUCAUGAUUACAUUGCACAAUUUGACAUCUUCAACACCACUUACAAGCUUUACACCCACAGUUACCUUGGAAAUGGAGUUUUUGCAGCCCGACUGGCCACUCUUGGUGCACUUGGGGCAGAUGGUCUUGACUACAAGGUUUUCACAAGUUCUUGCCUACCUAAGAAGUUCAGAGAAGAUUGGACCUUUGGUGGAAUCACCUACAAAGUCAGUGGAAUUCCAGAUGGUUAUGCUGGAUAUAAAUUGUGCUAUCAUGAAGUGUUGCGUGUGGUGAAAGGGAUCAUACACCAGCCAUAUGAAGUCAAGGGAAACAGUGUCUUCUAUGCCUUCUCCUAUUACUUUGACAGAGCUGUGGAGUCUGGUCUUAUUGAUGGCUCCAGAGGUGGUUCUGUGGAGGUCAGAGAUUUCAAAAAGAGAGCCAAAGAAGUUUGCAACAAGAUGACUAAAUACCGUCCUAUCAACCCUUUCUUAUGCAUGGACAUGACCUACAUCACCGUCCUUCUAAAAGAGGGAUUUGGCUUUAAGGACAACACUGUUUUACAGCUUGCUAAAAAGGUGAACAAUUUUGAAACCAGCUGGGCCUUAGGGGCCACUUUCGAUUACUUUCACAACCUGAACAUUCACUAAAGCCUGCAGACUUCUUGGUGCCACUGGGUGGGUAAACACAGGGUCAGAGUGAGGAACCUCGCCUACGCCUCACACUCCUCACUGAGUUUAAGCGGCCCUGCACUGUAGUCACACUCUUCUAACUCCCUACCAUUCAAACACCUGGAGUUCUUUCUGCAACAAAAUGACCUGUAUUUCUGUAAAAAUGGCCAGGCCAACCUCAGACUCCUCAUGUUCCUACUGUAUGCUUAAUUAAGGAUUAGUUUAUUUUUGUAACUUGGGGGUUUACUUUUUUUUCCUGCUUUCGUUUCACUUGAGGCGUUGCCUGUCUACUUUGGCAGUCUUUGAGUUUGUGAUGGGUAGUGAGAUUUAAUACAACCAUUCACAGCUUUUUAAGGACCUUGCCUUAUGCUGUGUGCAAAAACUUUAUGCAAUGGGAAGGGGUGGGUGUGUGGGAUGGACACAUUUUGGAGAUAAAUUGGAACUCCUAGCAAGAAUUGCUUCAGAUCAGUUUCUGUGCGGUAACUAUCAUACAUUAUUAAACAUAAAUUUAUUUAAAUUGUAAAACUUCUUAAAAUUAUAUUGCAGUUCUAAAAAACAACAACUAAAAAUACUAAACUCUCUCAUUAUACAAUAUAUUUGUAGCAGUUUACUGUUGGUCGUGCUUGUAAUUAUUGGUGGAAAACAGGUCCAGAUGGGUAUAGAUGAAAAACAUCACUGAUUUUGGUCAAGUGCAUGAAUGCUGUUGUAUGAAUUUAUGUACGAGUGUAUUUAUGUAUGUCUGCUUGUAUGUUGAGAAGCUUUACCUUCAUGUUGGACUGGACCGUCUAGUGCUACAACAGAAAUCUUUUAGAUAUUUUGGACAUGUAACUACAAAAUUGAGAGAGCCAAAUUGUGAAAGCAUUACUGAUUUGUCUAUUCAUAUGAACUCAGGUUUCUACCUAAAUUACCCAAUCAUCUAGUGAUGUUAGUACACUGUUUGCAUUUGCCACAUUACAGAUACCCUGGCAUAUGAGUUGAACACUUUUGUUGGAAUGUGUUAAAGACAAAAGGUGUUUGGCUUAAUGCACUUAAUAUGCAACGUGUCAUUUGUGAAUUAUUGUAUAAAUAUUUAUUAUGUGUGGUUACCUGAAUGCAUAACCGUGCAUAUUCAACAUUGUUACUUUAUUUGUAUGUAUUACAUUAAUAUUUUAUUAUGCCUAUAUGUAUAUACACAUUACUCAAGACUGUAAAGAUCAACUAAUCAUCAAUAGUAUUAUUAUUCAUGUUUUAUGUGGCAGAAAUAAGUGUGAUUAUAUUAAAAAAGGUUAAUGAUUAGCUUUAUGCUUACUGACAAACACAGCAAAUGCUAUUAAUAUGCUUCAACCUGUUUCAGUCACUGUUGAUUAUGUACCCUGUGAAUUAAAAAAAUA
Clarias gariepinus (North African catfish) is the source of this 2972-nucleotide messenger RNA. It is a transcript of the gene entpd5a, whose product is annotated as ectonucleoside triphosphate diphosphohydrolase 5a. Gene Ontology annotation, molecular function: UDP phosphatase activity; GDP phosphatase activity. The transcript is spliced from 13 exons. The record is from RefSeq and is a predicted model, not a curated record. Gene Ontology annotation, cellular component: membrane. The coding region runs from base 256 to 1581 and encodes 441 amino acids. Gene Ontology annotation, biological process: nucleoside diphosphate catabolic process. NCBI's taxonomy places the organism in Eukaryota, Metazoa, Chordata, Actinopteri, Siluriformes, Clariidae.